AUGGGAGCCUGGAAUCUCUCGCCCUUUCGUGGCGACCGUGAGCCGACAAGGCCGAAAUUCGUGGAAAUUAGAUCGUCCCGGUGGUUUAUUCUGUUCGCAGUUUCUUUUGCGACGGCUACAAUCGUCCCCGUCACUCCGACUGCCUUAGAGGAUAGAGUUGGACUACCGUCAGGUAGUAUUCAAUCAUGGACAUCCAUUCUGCUAGCAUUAUACUCUGCAUCUCUUUUGGCCUGUUCUCCGAUUGUCGGAUACAUAGCCGACCGAGCCGAAUCCAGACGAUGGCCACUGCUUCUAGGCCUUAUUGCACUGGGUGCUGCAACUGCUCUGCUAUGUGUUGGAACCAAUAUCGGCCUUUGGAUCGCUGGUCGACUUUUCCAAGGCGCGGCGGCCGCUGUGGUCUGGACCGUCGGUGUGGCAUUGAUGGUUGACACCGUUGGUAAAGAAGGGCUCGGUCAGGCCAUUGGAUAUGUAUCCAUGUCCCUUAGCAUAGGAACAUUAGCAGGCCCUCUUUUGGGUGGUGUUCUCUAUCAAGAUGGCGGCUACUAUUCUGUCUUCGGCCUGGCUUUUGGAUUGAUUGCCAUCGAUAUCAUUCUCCGCCUAACAUUGAUUGAGAAGCGACAUGCUCUCAAGUGGCUUGAACCAGAGAAAACACCCGCGGCAAACUCGACAGAGACCGACAAAGAAAAUUCUUCGCCAGCUCCCGAUUCAAUAAAUUCCCCCCGCCGUCUCCGUCAACUCGAAGCCACAGCCUCAGAAAGAAUAUCCCCAAGUCCUUUAAAGCAGGUCACGACGCUGCUUAAAUCUUAUCGUCUUGUCGUGGCGUUCUGGGGUUACUUUGUCAUGUCCCUCAUCAUGACCUCAUUUGAUAGCGUCCUACCUCUUUUUGUAAAAGAGACAUUUGGAUGGCAACCGACAGGACAAGGGCUGGCCUUCAUCCCACUCAUGGUACCACACGUCCUGGACCCGAUCACCGGGUACUUCAUCGAUCGAUAUCCCAAAUCAUCCCGUUAUAUCGUCACUAGUGGCUUUCUUGCCGCAGUCCCUAUAUCUGUUCUAUUACGGCUUGUCACGGAAAACACGAUGCAUGACAAGGUUUUACUCUGUGCUCUGCUCACUUUGCUUGGUGCUUGCCUUGCGGUCGUGAUGACUCCCCUAGUCGCAGAAGUAUUCCACGCCGUCAAGGAGAAAGAAGAUGAGUCUCCCAAUAUCUUCGGACGUGGUGGUGCAAUGGCUCUGGCCUUCGGUUUGUCCAACAUGGGCUUUGCAGCGGGCGCUCUCAUCGGCCCGUUCUUCGCUGGUUUCAUCCGUCAGAAUGCUGGCUGGGGAACGAUGGGGUGGGCUAUGGGAUUGAUAUCAGGGGUGACUGCCUUGCCUUGCCUGCUCUUCAUCGGUGGUUGGAUCCUGAACAAGCCCGUGUCUGCGAAUACUGAAGGUCGGUCAGAUCUUGAAUAA
Messenger RNA from Penicillium waksmanii, 1452 nucleotides. Its product is annotated as MFS transporter. Gene Ontology annotation, molecular function: transmembrane transporter activity. The record is from RefSeq and is a predicted model, not a curated record. Gene Ontology annotation, biological process: transmembrane transport. The transcript is spliced from 5 exons. NCBI's taxonomy places the organism in Eukaryota, Fungi, Ascomycota, Eurotiomycetes, Eurotiales, Aspergillaceae. Bases 1 to 1452 code for a protein of 483 amino acids.